Penaeus monodon (black tiger shrimp) is the source of this 775-nucleotide messenger RNA. Its product is annotated as troponin C-like. Gene Ontology annotation, molecular function: enzyme regulator activity; calcium ion binding. The record is from RefSeq and is a predicted model, not a curated record. Lineage: Eukaryota; Metazoa; Arthropoda; Malacostraca; Decapoda; Penaeidae.
GACAGUUUGGAUGAAGAGCAGAUUGAGACCCUCCGGAAGGCGUUUGACUCCUUCGACACGGAGAAAACCGGCUCCAUCACGGGCGAGACCAUCGCCACCAUCAUGAGGAUGAUGGGCGUCAAGAUCUCGGAGAAGAACCUGCAGGAGGCCAUCGCCGAGACUGACGAGGACGGUUCCGGUCUUCUGGAGUUCGAGGAGUUCGUGGAGCUGUCGGCCAAGUUCCUGAUCGAGGAGGACGAGGAGGCGCUCAAGGCCGAGCUCAAGGAGGCCUUCCGUAUCUACGAUAAGGAGGGAAACGGCUUCAUCACCACCGACGUCCUGAAGGAGAUCUUGGCCGAGCUUGACCCCAGGCUGACCCCCGCUGACCUCGAGAACAUCAUUGAGGAGGUCGACGAGGACGGAUCCGGCACCCUCGACUUCGACGAGUUCAUGGAGAUGAUGAACGGUUAAGUCCUUCAUCGGUUCCCCCUGAGUCGCCACUCGCUCGUCAUUCAGGAGUCUGUCUGGGAAUGGUUGUUAGUCACGCCCAGCAGACGAAACCGUUUCACUUCAUUCUCUGGUUCACUCUCGGUUCUCCACUCUCUUUCUGCGUUCUCUCUGGAUUUCACUCUCUUUCUGCGUUCUCUCUGGAUUUCACUCUUUCUGAAUUCACUCUGUAUUCCAUUAUCUUCCUGAAUUCACUCUGUAUUUCACACUCUUUCUGAAUUCACUCUGUAUGUCACUCUUUCUGAAUUCACUCUGUAUUUCACUCUUCUGAAUUCACUCUGUAUUUCAG